Molecule: messenger RNA, 1554 nt
Organism: Volvox carteri f. nagariensis
Lineage: Eukaryota; Viridiplantae; Chlorophyta; Chlorophyceae; Chlamydomonadales; Volvocaceae
Exons: 9
Coding region: 1-1554 (517 amino acids)
Biological process (GO): transmembrane transport
Source: RefSeq, a predicted model, not a curated record
AUGUUGUCGCCGGUGGCCGCAAGAGCUGUCAGUGGCCGCUACUCCUCCAGCGGCCUAGAUGAUAUCUGGGCAACACACAGUCGUCAGAGUGAUGAAGAACAGCAAGGCUCGCCAGACGAAAAGCAAGCUUAUUCGGGGCGCUACCUGUUCUGGUGCAUCCUUGGCUACUCAUUAAGCUUCAUCGUUUUCGGGUCCCAAGUCAGCAUUUUAGGGCCUACAAUAGCCGCUCUUGCAGAACGGCUACACGUUGAUGAGCCAGACCUCAGCCCGUUGUUCACCGCGUUGGGCGUCAGCUGCAUCGUCAGCGGCACGCCAUCAGGAUGGCUCGUGGACCGCGUGCCCACGCAUCAUGUACUUGCAGGAUCCCUCCUAGUUGAAGCGGUUGGUUUCUCUCUCGUGCCGCUGAUGCCUUCAGUUUGGUCGUUAACAGCGCUUUACUUUGUAGUUUGUUUCUCGUACAACUUCACUAACUCGGCGGUUUUUACCAGCUUGGCCUGGCUGUUCCCCAAACGGGCUGGUCCCGGCAUCAACUUGGUGCUGGCCAUGUUCGGGCUGGGCUCCUUCUUCAUACCGCUGGCUGCUCAGACGGCCAUCGGCAACUGGCUGUUCACCUUCUCCCUGCGGGAGGUCCACUCCACGGACGCCAAUGCGGCGCUGGCUAACAGCGCCUUUUGGGGGGCGUUCACGGCGGGUCGUGUGAUCGGGGCCGCCAUCUCCCACGCCACCAGUCCCCUGGUUUUGCUUCUGGGCUCCGUGCCCUUCUCCAUCCUGGGCUGUCUGCUGCCGCUGGUGGGCGGCCGAGAGCGGCUGUCACAGAGUGUGAUAAUGGCCAUGGCGGUGUUGACGGGUCUGGGUAACUCAACCGGUUACGCCAACGCGGUGGCUCUCCUGGAGCGCUACGUGCCCGUGACAGGGUUUAUCAACGGGGUAUUCGGGGCGGUGGCGGGGGGGGCGUGCAUGUUCGGACCCGUGAUGGUGGCGGCCAUGGCCAAGUACACCAGCCUGAGGUACAUGGCCAUGCCAUGGGUGGGUUUGGUGCUGUACGGCCUGCACCUCCCCGCCAUCCUCAUUGCCUCACUGGCUGGCGCCAAGCUGCUUUCACUGCCCAUGGAACCCGAGCAGGAGCCUUUCCUCAGUCCGGAAGGACCCACCAUCACCACCGUUACCACGGCCACCAUCACCACAGCCAGCUCUGCUGGGGGGGCAGGAGGGCCGCCUGGGGGCCAGACGGCGGCAGAGAUAGGGACGGGGACGGGGACGGGGACGGGGAGGGGCCCUGCUGGGCAACAAGGGCAGCAGGGGGAAGGUAGUGGAAGCCAAAGGAAAUGUCCGGACCAGGAGUCGUCGGAAAAGAGCUUCGUUUCGAGUCCGAGACCUGUCCUGAUGGCCGAAACAGCCAUCGCGCUGGCAGAAACAGGUAAAACGUACGAGGUUGCAUCAUACACCUUUUUUGCACAAAUAGGAUCAGCCUGCAAGCUUCGGCGAGGCCUGCAGGCCGUGAGAUGUGGGAUGUUUACGGAGAGGGUAAUAGUAUACGACGCCCGUGUGCUUUGA